UCAAAAAGCGUCUCAGAAGAUGGAGAGCAGCCAAAGCCAAUACAAGGCCAACUAUGGUGUGGAAGUGGAAGCAAAAGUGGCGAACCCAAGAAGUAGUGUAAGGUCAUCAGACUUCCUACUUCGACUACUGGCCGUAGUCACAACCCUUGUGGCUGCUAUCAUCAUCGGCGUUGCUAGGGAGACCAAGAUGGUUCCAUUCUCUCUCCUCUCUAACGUUCCACCCUCGUAUAUUCCUUUAACUGCCAAGUCUCACUACUCCUCUGCUUUUGUGUUCUUCACGGUGUCAAACGCCAUAGCCUGUGCAUACGCAGCUUUGUCACUGCUGCUACUAAUCGCGAAACGAGCGAGAGGCAACGCCAUAACAUUGGCAACCACCAUCAUCAGCCUGGAUGUGAUAAUGGUGGGUCUGCUUUUCUCCGGCAAUGGGGCUGCCGCUGCAAUCGGCCUCCUUGGCUACCAAGGCAACUCGCACGCCAACUGGCAGAAGGUCUGCAACGUAUUCGGGACUUACUGCCACCAAGUCGCGGCUUCUAUAGGCGUCUCGCUGCUUGGGUCCCUGCUCUUUGUCCUGCUGGUGCUGCUCGCCGUUUUGAACCUCCACAAGACAAACACGUCUUAAUUGCAACUAUUCCAUUCCAUACAUCACAUAUAUUCGCUCUGUAUUGGUUGCAGGUUGUAACUGCUGGUACCACUACUUGCUUCUUUUUUAAUUUGCCAUGA
Messenger RNA from Nelumbo nucifera (sacred lotus), 720 nucleotides. RefSeq names its product CASP-like protein 1E1. The record is from RefSeq and is a predicted model, not a curated record. NCBI's taxonomy places the organism in Eukaryota, Viridiplantae, Streptophyta, Magnoliopsida, Proteales, Nelumbonaceae.